AUGAAUAAUCUCAAGCGAAGUGUUUUCUUAGUAAGAGGUGUGCUGGCCGCUGCCAGGAGGCUCAACCUUACCUCGUACUUCCACUGGGUAGCCUCGGAUGGUUGGGGCAAGCAGAGCCACCUGGUGGAGGGACUGCAGGAGGUGGCUGAGGGAGCCAUCACAGUCGAGCUGACCAGCCAGGUGGUGAGAGGGUUUGACACUUACAUGGCCAGCCUCACUCCCGAGACCAACACCAGGAACCCCUGGUUCAACGAGUACUGGGAAACCUUUUUCGGGUGCAAACUGGGACCUCCCGGUACUGACCUGGCCUGCCCCAGUACCCGGAGGAUCAGCAAGGAGGCAGGAUAUCAGCAGGAUCCCAAGGUUCAGUUCGUGGUGGACGCAGUGUACGCAUUCGCCUACGCUCUGUCAAACCUCCAGCGCAGCAAGUGCCCUGGCAUGAACCAUGUGUGUGAGGCUAUGAACAGGUGUGAUGGUGGAGACUUCUACAGAGACUAUCUCCUCAAUGUCUCCUUCACAGGUGUGGUCGGGUCUCAGGUGAAGUUCGAUGAGCGUGGAGAUGGACCAGCCAGGUAUACCAUCUACAACUUCCGCAAGAUACCCGGCACUAGUAGCUACAACUACAGUGUGGUCGGCAGCUGGUACAGCAGGCUGGACCUCAACUUGAGUGAGGUGUCAUGGUCUGACAACAAUUAUACCCUACCCACCUCAGUCUGCUCCCGGCCAUGCAAAGUGGGAGAGAUCAAGAUCAUGCAGCAGGGGGACACUUGUUGCUGGAUCUGCACUCCCUGCAAGGACUGGGAGAUGAUGGUUGGAGAGUUUACAUGCCAGGACUGUGGCCCAGGGCGCUGGCCCUACAAGGAUAAGAUGGGUUGCUACGACCUACCCCACAAGUACAUGCAGUGGACGUCCAUCUUCGCACUGGUGCCCGUAGCCAUCUCGUGCCUGGGCAUCGUUCUUACCCUCACAGUCAUCGUCAUCUUCACCAAACACGAUGACACGCCCAUCGUCAAGGCGUCCGGCAGGGAGCUCUCCUACAUGCUGCUCUGCGGGAUACUUAUCUGCUACCUCAACACCUUCUUGUUGCUGGCCAUGCCCGGCGCCACAAUCUGCGCCCUUCAGAGGUUCGGAGUUGGGUUCGGCUUCUCCAUGAUCUACGGAGCGCUGCUGACUAAGACUAACAGAAUCUCUCGCAUCUUCGACUCAGCGUCCAGGUCAGCACGCAGACCUGGCUUCAUCAGUCCGAAGAGUCAAGUCAUCAUCACCUGCUCCCUCGUCUCCGUCCAGGUGGUAGCGACGGUAGUGUGGUUGAUUAUCGAGACACCUGGAGCCAGGUUUGACUACCCUACACGGGACCAGGUGAUCCUCAAGUGUAAGAUCAAGGACUCGUCGUUCCUGCUCUCCCUUAUCUACAACAUGGUGCUCAUCACCACCUGCACCGUGUACGCUGUUAAGACUCGCAAGAUCCCAGAGAACUUUAACGAAAGCAAGUUCAUUGGGUUCACUAUGUACACGACGUGUAUCAUCUGGCUCGCCUUCGUUCCCAUCUACUUCGGCACGGGGAACUCUUACGAGGUGCAGAUAACGACUCUAUGUGUAGCCAUCUCGCUGUCAGCGUCAGUGGCGCUGGUUUGUCUCUACUCUCCCAAGAUCUAUAUCAUUGUCUUCCACCCGGACAAGAACGUGAGGAAACUUACCAUGAAAAGCGCCCCGUACAAGAAGGGACCGCUCCAGCUCCCCCUCAAUCACGGCUCAGAAGUGGUGAAGCUGCAGACGGUGCCAGGGACGCCCUCCCGCACGGCUACCGAGGGAGGAAGUCAAGGCGCCAUGGAGAACGAGGCACUUCUUUGAAGGAGACACAAGUCGACUAGGAGGCUGCCUGGAGGACUCUUCCCUCCCUCCCUCCCUCCUUACUUGUUGCUUGUGCUGACUCGCGACUUGUGGUUUACUGGAAGAUUCGCGAGUGAGCCAUUGUUAUUUCUGUCGGGCGGGUCGCUGGAAGGCCACUGGAGGCUUCGCUAGGAUGACACGUCGGGAGGUGUUGUCUUUAAUAACAUUGUUCCUGGGACAGCAAGCUUCUCCAAUAAUCGCUAAGGAUGACUUGUGUAACCUCCCAAAACCAGCAUGUAGAGCACUCUUGGAGCCACAGAAAUACCUCUAUGCAACGCUAAACGUAGCAUUUAACCCCUUGCAUCACGUGGGAAAAAAUAGUGCAAAUCACUACCGAUAAUCAGAUGGAGAGAUCGUUGAAUGGACAGUCUUGCCAAGAAUACCAACGAUCUCCGAAAGAUGGAAGGUCCUGCCUUCCGCGUCGAUUUAACACUGGCGGAUAAACACUUGAGUUCUCCAAUACCUCUUUGAAUCUAACAAUUUCAGGGCUCAAGCUCCAUCAGGAUAGUCGAAGAAGAAGCAUCGUGGAACCUCUGCUUCUGCGAUUUUAACUCCGUGAUAUAAAAACAUUGGAAGUGUCUCCAGCGACUAACUUGGCUAUUGUUUUCCUAUUUGUAUGUCCACCAUGUUUUAGCUAGCUCGUUAUCUCCCCGCUCCUCGACCCCCCUCCCCCACAACCUAUCACCAGCCACUGCAGUGUGUGGGUUACUCUACCAUAUCACUAGUGUUACUUGCUAUUGUAAUGUGACAAUAUUAUUUCAGGAACUGCGAGUGUAGAUUACCUGACGCCUGUAAUGGUUUCAUUUCUGGUGAAGAAAUCUACUCAAGUAAUAUGCAACGCGUGUAAAGUGAUGCUGAUAAUUUACGUUUAAGUAAUCUACGUUUAAUGAUGUCUCGUGCGUUUACCUAAGAUUUUUCAGAGUACGUAAGGAUGCGAGAUCUAUUAAGGGUGUUUACUUAUGCGAGAGAGAGAGAUGCUUCGGCAUUAGUGAGCACGAAUGAUUUCUCAUAGAUAGAUAUAUAAUGUCCAAAAUCUCUCAUUAAGUUUGUGCGUAUGUAUUAAACAUCUCCCUGUUUGUGCGCACGGGAGGGAAUAUUACGUAACAAAUAAGAAGCAUGAUACUUUGCAUUUUUAAAAAUAAUCAUAAUUCUAUGAGUGCACAGGAACGCUCGCCUUGUCCUGCGUGGUUUACACGUCAUCAGCACAAUCAGCUGACAGUGGACAACGUAGUUGCAAGUGAUUGACUGUUAUGUUGUUAUUGUGGACCUGUUCCGCGGACUGAACACACUCCUCUAACUCUCAUCAGUGCCAACAAUGUGCAACUGCAAAGCAUCGCUUCGACAUGCAGCUGCAUGGAAGGACAAAAACGGCACAACCAGAAUCGGUAUUUCGGCGAUUCAGCAUUAACUUCCUCCUCGGAGGGGGAGCAACUAAAAAUAAAAGUGUUCUUGUUUUCCCAUUUUUAUAUUUGCUAUUUAUAUCAGUGUCAAACCUAUCCCCGAAGCCCUAAGUGUUACAUUAAUUUAGAGGUUUUUAAUAUUUACUAGAGAUGUAUGCACAAGUGGUAUUUCGAGUACCAAAAGUAUAAGACUGCUGGUGUGUGAGUCCAUUUGAGCUGGACGGUUUGUGACAUCACGGACACAAGAGACAGAUGUCACUGUGCUUCAGGGAUGUCAGAUAAUCUUAACGUACCACCGGAUAGCGAUUGGACAGAUCAGGCCACGGAUUAACCCAGAUACUCUUCAACUAUAUUUUAGAUACAAGAUAAAUUCGACGAUGGAAUAAUGGCUGAGACAGACCGCAGCUACUGCAGGUUGCAAGAUCAAGCACAUAAAAGCAAAACAAAACAAUAUUAAUCAAAAUUGCAAAGUGGGCUCUGCACAGCCCCUGUAUAAAAGUAUUUUUUUUUAUAUCGGGACACAAAAGUUAAAUUAAGUUUUUGAUGAAAUGGUCCAGUAGAUUCCUAAUCCUUGGCGGACUUCGAGAAACUCAAUUUCUAAAAUAAACACUAAGAAAUUAAGCAGAAUUAAGACGUGGAUCGGAAGCUAAGAAACUGGAGAAAAAUAUUAAUAAAAACACUAAGUACGUAACAGGAAGAAAGAUUAAUUAUUGAGAAACUGAAUGGUCCAAACACCAAGAAACUGACUGGUUUAAGAUAAAUAUGAACCACAAGUGAUGCAGAGGAGGAGGAUCUGGCAGAGUGGACGACUGGCAGCUAGACUGUUAGGUACACUCACAGCAGUCACAUCAGCAGCAUGGAAAGACAACAUAUCAACCUCAUUCCCAUUACUAGAAAAAAUUAUUCCGACGAAUGAAAAACUCAAGUCUGAGGAUAUUCUUGAGAAGAAAAAGGAUGACAUAUACUGUUAUUGAUGUUAUUAAGACGUAAGGAGAAUAUAAGUCUGAUGCAUUUAUGAUAAGGCUAUGUAAUGUAAUCUUGCAAUUACCUUACUCUCAGAUUUUCUCAUUUUCUCUCUCAAAAUAUACAUGUCUAGUUUCACAUGUAGUUACUAUGGUGCUUUUUUCUAAUCUCUGAACAGUUUUUUCUGUCUUUCUCAUCAUCAUUCUCUUUGUCAUUCCUUCAUUUUUAAGAAGACAAAUAUUGACAGUAUUUUGUGUCUUAAUAAAACAAACUUGAAACUCUAGACUCAACGAUGGGAGUCCUCCCCAUUGGUCUACAGUUUUGACCAAUAGGAGUCCGACUUUGUUGCUACUGGACGGAUUCUCUUGUUUUUUCUUUUUUAAAUCAAUCGCAAAGUGAGUCUUUGCUAGUUCUCAUUGGUUAAUUGUUUUGACCAAUCACCAUACGCGUCUUCUGACCCUGAGCCCACGGAAGAUGACGAAUGGUCGUUGGAACUGUGUGUAUACUUUGUUGAAUAAAUGUCUGUGUGUGUGUGUGUUUGUGUGUGUGUGUUUUCCUGUGUUUUUGUAUGUAUGCGUGUGCGUGUUAGCGUGCGUAGGUGUCCGUGUGCGCUCGCUGCUGCUGUUUAAAUCUGUAAGUUCGUCAUUGAUACAUACACCGUAAUGCAACAAAAAACACAGAAUACAGGUGGGAGGAGAAACCAACGUAUCUCCUCGAUUUUUUCCGUGUUUCAUAUGGUAGUCUUAGAUAUUCCAUUCUCUCUCUCUCUCACACACACACACACACACACACACACACACACACACACAAUCACAUUCGAUAUUUCUGAAUUUACUUCUAAUUUCGUUAGUGACAUAAUAAAUACAAAUAACUUCACCAUUUUCAACUUGGUCACAAUCUGGCAUGACACCACAAUGUUUUUCAUUCCAAUUUUCAUUUCAUGAAUGACUGAAUAUAAAUGACUUCAGAGCGGCGCACCGCUGUAGAACUGUAAAUAAAAAGUGAUGUUUAUACUUCUUUAGUCAAUACUCAUGCUGUUCUCAAGUGCACCUUUGUAAAUAGUAACGUAGGCAUUUGCACAAAGAUACUGUGAAAGCUUGGAGCAAGGAUCCGUUCUAGACUUAGUGAAAUCCAAUUCUCUCUAUUAGGAUUACGACACUCAUUAUUCUUCCUUCAUCUUACAUCCUCCUUGUUGGAUCUGUGUGCUAAUGUUUAUUACUAUUAUCAUUGUUAUUGACAUUUUUAUUACUAAUAUUACUUUUCUAAUAUUAACACUUGCUUAUUUUGUAUUUAAUAACACAUUCCGUUGUAUGUUUAUGCUUUUUAUUUGUGUGGAGAAACAGUACUGUGUGUGUGUGUGUGUGAGUGAGAGAAAAACAGACACGUUACCACUGCCACCAGAGUCAGACCCGUUGUAUGCAAACUCGCUCUCGGUUUAAGAGGAAAAUCGCAGAGAGAUUUGGUGAACCAUUAAGUGUAAAGUGCGCCUAUGUUUAUAAAUAAAUACUGUGCACGUACAUUAUAGUCCGCAAGGAAAAAAAAUUAUUGGACAGAACAAAUACAAAUAAUACAAUAUACAAACUAGUGUCUGUGAGCAACUGGCU
Messenger RNA from Cherax quadricarinatus, 5857 nucleotides. The record is from RefSeq and is a predicted model, not a curated record. NCBI's taxonomy places the organism in Eukaryota, Metazoa, Arthropoda, Malacostraca, Decapoda, Parastacidae.